GCCCCACUAAAAAGUAAUCGCCAACAACGCCCCAACAAAGGCGCUUGCCCCCCCCGAAAGCGCCAGCGACACCGCUGAACAAAAGCUCUCACCAGUUUUUUUCCGUCUUCGCCUUCUCCUCCUCAUCGCCGUCAGCACGACAUCAUCAAAGCUACGGCUGCUGGCGUUUUCCCUGCUCGACUCAAUUGACGCGCUCGCACUCGCCGAUUCCUUGAAAUUCUUUUCCCCAUGGCCGCCCUCACAUCUGCGUGCCGCGCCUCCGCCAGGCUCGUCGGUGCCAGAGUAGCUGCUACUCGCAGCUUCUCCAACUCCGCACGAUGCCUCGCCGCCCAGAACUUCGUUAUGCCCGCCCUCUCCCCGACCAUGACCGAAGGAAACAUUGCUAGCUGGCGGGUCAAGGAGGGCGAGGCCUUCAGCGCCGGCGACGUCCUCCUCGAGAUUGAGACCGACAAGGCCACCAUGGAUGUUGAGGCCCAGGACGACGGCAUCAUGAUGAAGAUUAUGUCCCAGGACGGCUCCAAGGCUGUCCCUGUGGGCGCCCGCAUCGCCGUCCUCGCCGAAGCCAGCGACGAUAUUAGCUCUCUCGAACUCCCUGCUGACGAGCAUGCCGAAAAAGCCAUUUCUUCCGGAUCCGCCCAGACGACCGAGUCCAAGCCCGUGGAAGCUGUGGAGUCCAAGCCCACCAAGCCCGUCGCAACGGCGGCCGGCUCCGGCACCUACGAGCACAAGUACCCUCUCCUGCCCUCCGUCGGCCACCUCGUCAAGGGUAACGGUUUGACCGAAGCCGAUGUUAGCAAGAUUGAGGGCACCGGCCCCGGUGGACGUCUCCUCAAGGGCGAUGUUCUCGCCUACCUUGGCACCAUCAAUGCUGAUGCUCCCGCCGCUGUCUCUGCGAACUUUGAGAAGCUCGCCCACCUCGACCUGAGCAACAUCAAGGUCGCUGCACCAAAGGCUGCGCCCGUUGCGGCUCCCAAGGCCGUCGAAGAGGCUCCCGCUGCCCCUGUCAACCUCCCUUUCGAGAUUAACGUCCCCGUCUCGCUUGCCAAGGUUGUCGAGGUCCAGAACAAGAUUCAGGACACCCUCGGCGUCUUCCUGCCCAUCUCCACCUUCAUCACGCGCGCUGCCGAAAUCGCAAACAACGAACUUCCCCUCGCCCAGCACGAGCCUACCGCUAGCGAGCUCUUCGAUGCUGUUCUCGGACUCGACAAGAUCAAGUCCUCCAACGGCAUGUACAUUCCUCAAAUCUCCGCUAUUCCUCCCGGCACCCGCUUCACUCCUCGCAACACCCGCCCAGCUAAGCGCGAUCUGAUUGACGAGCUUGCCGGUACUCCCAUCCAGAGACCCAGCCCAAUGGUUACUGUUCCCACGGUAGCAGGCCUGUCGAGCGGCGCCAACGUCUUCUCGCUCGUGGUGCCCCAAGCAGAGGCCGAGAGAGCCCACGUCUUCUUGCAGCGCUGCAAGGUGAUUCUUGAGGAGGAGCCUGGACGUUUGGUAAUGUAAGACAAAAAACGGCGAAGGCAGACAGUUGUUUUUGAAUUUUGUAAAUUAUAUCACGUGCAAAUUAGACUCUUUAAGCAGUAAUACCAAGCAUUAUUUCCACCUAUUACGCCUAUGCCCAUCCCAUUGACAAGUUGCCCAAUAUACAAAAACGCGCCAAACGGCUCCGAUAUAGUUCCAUUGCUCGCCCGUCUCUUUUCCACGCUCAUAUUAUUCCCUUGCAUCCCUCUAGCUCCAAUUAUUUUGUAUUCAAGCUGUUGCUUAUCGCGAAAAGUAGGCAGUGGCAAGGCCAAUCAGUCCAGGAACACCCUGAACCAACAGGAUUCGGCUCGACGAAGUCAAUCCGCCGUACAGGCCGGCAACAACAACAGUGCCGUUGAAGAAGAGCUGGAUCUGGCGCGAAAAGUCGGCGACGGGGUGAAGCAGGCCCCAGACGAGGCCAGCAGCAAGGAAGCCGUUGUAGAGGCCCUGGUUGGCGGCGAGGACCUUGGUCUGCUCAGCAAACUGCGCCGUGAGGCCAAACGAGCGGCGGCCGCGGGGCGUUGUCCAGAGGAACAUUUCCAGCGCCAUGAUGUAGACAUGGAGAGCAGCGACGCCGCCGGUGGUGAUGGUGGAGAUGGAGACCAUUGUUGAAGAAGCUCGACGUGUAUGUGUAUUUUUGCUGUGUAGACGGUAGAGAAAGGUCGGGGACGGGGUUCUGGAAGCUAUUUAUUUUUUCCGCCGAGGGUAGCAACAGAAGCACGAGCAAGGUGAGACGGACAAGGCUAACG
This is a messenger RNA of [Torrubiella] hemipterigena, 2267 nucleotides long. NCBI's taxonomy places the organism in Eukaryota, Fungi, Ascomycota, Sordariomycetes, Hypocreales, Clavicipitaceae. The record is from the annotation of a GenBank genome assembly.